CGAACAGGCUGGUUCGAAAGGUCAGAUCAGAUCCCAUACUCGCUCACUGGCCACGGCUGCGCCGCGUCCGCGUCGGCGGCGGACAGCCCGGCGCCGCUGGGUCUCCGGCUCUUCGCCGCAGACAUCCAAUCCAAAUACUGAAGGUCUGAAGUAGACUUUCCCAGCUCGUGGGUUCGACUUCUGCGAUCCCUUCCGUGGCCCAACGCCAUGUCCAACGCCGACGUGGGCGACGGCGACGAGGUCGUCCUCGACGCCCCCGGCUUCAUACGCGUGUACAAGAGCGGCCGCGUCGAGCGCUUCCUUCCGGUCGACUUCGCCCCGCCCUCUACUGACGCCGCCACCGGCGUCUCCUCAAAGGACGUCGCCAUCCUCCGAGACGCCUGCGUAUCGGCUCGCAUUUACCUCCCGGCGGCCCCCUCCUCCGGAAGUUACAGCGGCAAGCUCCCCGUCCUGGUGUUCUUCCACGGCGGCGGGUUCUGCCUCGGUUCGGCGUCCGACGCGGCGGUGCACGCCCACGCCAAUCGGCUCGCCGCGGCGGCCGGCGCAAUCGUCGUGUCGGUGGAAUACCGCCUCGCGCCGGAGCAUCCGGUCCCCGCGCUCUACGGGGACGCAUGGGCGGCGCUCCAGUGGGUGGCCGAGCACGCCGCGGGCCGGGGGCAGGAGCCCUGGCUGACCGCCCACGCGGACCUCGGGCGCGUCCACGUCGGCGGAGAGAGCGCGGGCGCCAACAUUGCGCACCACGCCGCGAUGCGCGCUGGCAGCGAGGAGCUGGGCCACGGCGUCAAGCUCAGCUCGCUCGUGCUGAUCCAUCCCUACUUCCUGGGAGGCGAGAGCUCCGAGACAGACGAGAUGGGCGUAGCGUUGCUCCGCGAGCUCGUCCGGCUGUGGCCGGUGGUGUGCCCGGGCACGAGCGGGUGCGACGGCGACCCGUUGAUCAAUCCGAUGGCAGAGGGCGCCCCCAAUCUCUCUACCUUGGGGUGCCGGCGCGUGCUGGUGUGCGUCGGGGGAAAGGACCCGAUGAGGGGCAGAGGAAGGCUGUAUUGUGAGAAGCUGAAGGGAAGUGGGUGGCGCGGGGAGGUGGAGGACUGGGAGGCGGACGGUCAGGGACACGGUUUCCAUCUCUCGUGCGCCAUGAGCGCAGAGGCGGAGGCGCAAGUCCGGGUCAUCGCUGAGUUUCUGAGCUAUGGAUGACAUCUCCGUUUAUCCACUCCUUCACGCGGCCAUGGUAGCACUUGCUGCCAGAUCACCAAAUUCUCUCAGGUGGACACUUGCAACCAGACCAUCUGCGCAAAGGGGCAAAGGAGGCAAAGAUGAUGGCCUGUUUCUGGAGGUCCAUUGCAUAAU
Molecule: messenger RNA, 1344 nt
Organism: Sorghum bicolor (sorghum)
Lineage: Eukaryota; Viridiplantae; Streptophyta; Magnoliopsida; Poales; Poaceae
Product: 2-hydroxyisoflavanone dehydratase-like
Exons: 2
Coding region: 208-1191 (327 amino acids)
Molecular function (GO): hydrolase activity
Source: RefSeq, a predicted model, not a curated record